Molecule: messenger RNA, 174 nt
Organism: Gongylonema pulchrum
Lineage: Eukaryota; Metazoa; Nematoda; Chromadorea; Rhabditida; Gongylonematidae
Source: the annotation of a GenBank genome assembly
AUGUAUCACAGUGCAUGGCCGAAACUGGUGAUAUUUUAUGCUCUAUCUGAAAUCGUGGAGGAUCUUUGGCCAAAGGAGGUGCAAUUUGAUUUUAUGGAUUUAAUAAAUCCACAUCCGGAUUCGACCCGAAUUCUUCUUUCUGUGCUUACAAAAUUCCUCGGUUUCAUUUCCGAG